AUAAGCAAACAGAUAAGACUCGACGCGAGGCUCGUGUGUUGUGAUAUUAAAAAAAAAAAAAAAAAAGUACCGCGAGAGAAUGAAGUGAGAGAACUCGGAAAGUUAGAGACGAGGGGGAUCAAAAGUGUAUAGCAGCCAUGUACAAAAGUGUUCCUACAAUUCAAUGGAAAAACAACUGGAAAAACUUGAAAAGACUUUAUAACAGUGGUACUGGAGUUUAUGGUCAUCGACCCAAAGAACGAAGUCAUUUUCAAGUUUCAGAGAAGAAAUUGGAAACGAGAGCGAGGAACAGUAAUUUUUUUCGACUAGUGACAGCAUUUCGUGAACACGCCCAUAAAGAAGCGAAUAUAGAUCCGGUUUCAUUCACAAAACAAGAAUCACUAACGGAAUUAAAUCCUAAAAAUUAUGGACUCAAUUUAUCGGAUUGUGUAUCAUUUGAAAAUUUGCUUAUCACAGAAAAAGCAAAUGGUAGCAUCGCUGAGGCUGUCGAAAUUUUGAAAAAUAUUUACUGCAAAAAUAUUGGCGUUGAAUUUACUCAUUUAGAGAGCGAAGAAGAGCGAGAAUGGUUUGCAGAAAACUACGAAAAAUUCUAUCAAGAAACCCUAAACGAGGAAACUCGUCGUGGAAUUGCAAAGGAAAUGCUAAAAAGUCAAGCUUUCGACAAUUUUCUUGCAGUGAAAUUUGUCACAGUAAAACGUUACGGAGGAGAAGGAGCCGAAAGUAUGAUGGCAUUUUGUAGGGAACUUUUUCAACUCUCAUCAACUGAAUUGGAACACUUGGUUUUGUGUAUGCCACAUCGGGGACGUUUAAAUUUUCUCACGGGAAUGUUAAAUUUUCCACCGGAAAAAUUAUUUCGAAAAUUACGUGGUAUUCCAGAAUUUCCCGACAAUGCAAAAGCCACAGGCGAUGUGAUAAGUCAUUUUAUAUCGUCAAUGGAUUUUAAUACAACCGGUAAGAGUCUUCAUGUUAGUAUUUUACCAAAUCCAUCUCAUCUUGAGGCAGUUAAUCCCGUUUCAAUGGGAAAAACACGUGCCAUUAUGCAGGCAAUUAACGAUGGUGAUUAUUCGGAAAAUAAAUCAUCUCGAUGGAGUGACAAAGUUCUAAAUGUUCAGAUUCAUGGAGACGCGGCUUACGUGGGACAAGGAGUAAAUCAAGAAUGCCUGGCACUAAGUGGAUGUCCACAUUUUGAAAUUGGUGGCACUAUUCAUUUGGUGGUAAAUAAUCAAGUUGGAUUCACUACUCCAGCGUCGCGUGGUAGAUCCACUAGAUAUUGCACCGAUCUGGCAAAAUUUAUAAACGCUCCUGUUAUACAUGUCAACGGUGAUGAUCCCGAGAUGGUAGUUCGUGCCACAAGAAUUGCAUUCGCCUAUCAGAGAAAAUUCCGCAAAGACGUAUUUGUGGAUUUAAAUUGCUUUAGAAGAUGGGGACACAAUGAACUCGAUGAUCCAACAUUCACGAAUCCUUUGCUUUACAAAAUUAUUCAAAAUCGUUCAUCUGUUCCAGAUGCUUAUUUGGAAAAAUUAUCAUCGACAAAUGUUCUAACUAAAGAAGAGGGAAAAAUGAUUGUCAAUGAUCAUACUGCAUGGUUGGCAAAUGCUUUGAGACAAGCUGACGAUUAUAAUCCACAGCCAACGUAUUUUAGUGGUUGGUGGUCAAGAAUAAAACAAGCUGAUUCUGCAGUAACCACUUGGAAUACCGGUGUGGAUUCGAAUAUAUUGAAAUUUGUCGGCAAUCAAAGUGUUCAAUUUGAAAAAGAUUUUAACAUACAUCCACAUAUUCUGAAAUCGCACGUGAAUUCAAGAUUGAAAAAAAUUGAAUCAGAAGGACAAAUUGAUUGGUCAACAGCUGAGGCAAUGGCUUUUGGAAGUUUACUCUAUCAGGGAUACAAUGUUAGAUUGAGUGGUCAGGACGUUGGUCGAGGAACAUUUUCCCAUCGACACGCAAUGCUUGUUGAUCAAAUUAGUGGAGGGAUUCACAUUCCAUUGAAUUCAAUGAUAAAAGAACAAAAGGGAAAAAUCGAAUUGGCUAACAGUAUUUUGUCAGAGGAGGCGGUAUUGGGUUUUGAGUAUGGAAUUAGUAUUACAUCACCGUCGACAUUGGCAAUUUGGGAAGCGCAAUUUGGUGAUUUUUUCAAUGGUGCACAAAUAAUUAUCGAUACAUUUUUAACGAGUGGCGAAGCAAAAUGGAUGCUGAGCAGUGCACUAACAAUGCUUUUACCACAUGGUUACGAGGGAGCAGGACCAGAGCAUAGUUCCUGUCGAAUGGAGAGAUUUCUUCAAUUGACCGAUAGCAAGGAAACAAAACCUGAUGGGGAGGAUGUUAAUUUUCAAAUUGCCAUUCCCACAACACCGGCACAAUACUUUCAUCUACUUAGAAGACAAGUGGUGAGGGAUUUUCGAAAACCGCUGAUUGUCGUUACACCCAAGGUUUUACUUCGUCAUUCGGCUGCAGUUUCGGAUAUUGUGGAUAUGACGCUGGGGACUUGUUUUAAAACUGUAAUAGGAGACGAGAAAGUACAGAAAGAAAAUGUCCAGCGAAUUUUGCUUGUCAGUGGAAAACAUUAUUACAAUUUGAUUCAACAGAGGGAAAUUUUGGGAGCGACAAACAUAGCAAUCAUUCGAAUUGAGAGCCUUUGUCCAUUUCCGGUUAUGGAACUAUUGGAAGAAAUUGAAAAAUACAAACAUGCGAGCACUUUUGUCUGGAGUCAAGAGGAGCCGAGAAAUAUGGGAGCUUGGUCAUUCGUUAAACCACGAUUUGAAAAUCUCUGCGGUAGAAGGUUGCAGUUCUCGGGUAGGGAAUCCUUACCAGCACCGGCAGUCGGCGUUGGUCGUGUACAUCAACAAGAAGCCGAGGAAGUGAUAAAAAAACCUUUCGCUAUAAAGUAGAAUUUUUUUUUUUUAAUAAUUUAUUUUUUUCCCAACUAUAUGUUAAAUAUUAACCUUAAUCUAUAUACAUAAUUUGAAGAAAGAGAAA
This is a messenger RNA of Leptopilina boulardi, 2973 nucleotides long. RefSeq names its product probable 2-oxoglutarate dehydrogenase E1 component DHKTD1 homolog, mitochondrial. The coding region runs from base 138 to 2885 and encodes 915 amino acids. Gene Ontology annotation, molecular function: thiamine pyrophosphate binding; oxoglutarate dehydrogenase (succinyl-transferring) activity. NCBI's taxonomy places the organism in Eukaryota, Metazoa, Arthropoda, Insecta, Hymenoptera, Figitidae. Gene Ontology annotation, biological process: tricarboxylic acid cycle. The transcript has 13 exons. The record is from RefSeq and is a predicted model, not a curated record.